AUGUCGAAAGAAAUCAAGAGUAUUGACACGGUUGCGCUCAUAAUCGGUGCAAGACCAGCCGGUUUAGCUACCUCAGCUUGUCUAAACCGGUUGAACAUACCAAACAUAGUGGCGAAAAGAGAGGAAUGCAAUGCCUCUCUCUGGAAAAGAAGGUCUUACGACUGUCUCAAGCUUCACUUCGCAAAGAAAUAUUGUGAACUCCCUAACAUGAGAUUCCCUCCAAAAACUCCUACCUUCGUCUCCAAGUCAGGUUUGGUUAGUUACAUUAAAGAGUACGCCACACGUUUCAACGUUAGCCCUAGGUACAACCGUAAUGUCAAAUACGUGUGUUUCAAAGAUGGUCGCUGGGUCGUGGAGGUGGAUAACUCAGCGGAGAGAUCAGAAGUUUACUCGGCGAACUACUUGGUGGUGGCGACGGGAGAGAACAGCGAAGGCGUGAUCCCGGGGCUCGUGGAGGGCUUCGAAGGAGAGUAUUUGCACUCAAGCGAGUACAAGAAGGGCGAGAAGUUCGCCGAAAAACAUGUUUUAGUUGUCGGAAGUGGGAACUCCGGGAUGGAGAUUGCUUAUGACGCGUCGAAGUGGGACGCUAAUGUCUCCCUCGUCGUUCACAGCCCGGUUGACGUGCUGACGAGAGAGAUAGUAAGGAUAGGUAUGUGGCUGCUCAGGUUUUUCCCGGUUAAGUUAGUUGACCGUUGGUGUCUCUUACUCGCAAAGCUGAGGUUCGGUGAUACUUCGAGAUAUGGGCUUAUAAGGCCUGAUAAGGGGUCGUUUAUGAUCAACACUAACCCCUCGAGGCAUAGCGAAAACAUCCACAACCCUCACAGUGUACUCAUCCACGAACUCUCCAAGUAUCAAUCCCAUUACUUCCAUAGGAACUCCAGCUCUCCCUGUAUCCCACCAUCUCAAACUCAAAACUAA
Raphanus sativus (radish) is the source of this 918-nucleotide messenger RNA. Its product is annotated as probable indole-3-pyruvate monooxygenase YUCCA11. The coding region runs from base 1 to 918 and encodes 305 amino acids. The record is from RefSeq and is a predicted model, not a curated record. Gene Ontology annotation, molecular function: flavin adenine dinucleotide binding; monooxygenase activity. The transcript has a single exon. Lineage: Eukaryota; Viridiplantae; Streptophyta; Magnoliopsida; Brassicales; Brassicaceae.